AUGGGACGGGACGGGUCGGGUCGGGUCAGGGCCCCGGGCUGGAGCUCCACUUGGCCACUCGCCGACCGCAGGCGCCCGAAGCGAGGCGCGGCCCCGGCGCCAGCCACGGCGCAGGCCCUGCAGGCCCACGGCAGCAGCGCCUCGCUGCACGCCCGCCGCCUGUGGGCGCAGCUGCGGCAGCUGUGGGCCGAGCACGUGUCGCGGCGCUUCUCCCCGCGGCGGCCCCCGCUGCGCCGCCUGGGCUCCACGCCCACCUUCUACCUGCUCGACCCGCGCACGCGCCAGGCCGAGCUCGGCCUGGGCUACGGGGCGCCGCGGGCGCGCCUGGGCGACCGGGCCUUCGUGUUCCGCGACGGCCGCUGGUGCGCCGAGGGCCCCGAGGGCCGCAGGUCGCCGCGCCGACGGGCGCAGGCCCAGCAGCUGCUGGACGAGAACAACUACCUGAAGCUGCACCAGGAGCUGCUCAUGGACAUGCUCACCGAGACCACGGCGCGCCUGCACCUACUGCAGCGGGAGGCCGAGCCGGAGGCGGCGCGCGCGCGCCCGCGGCCACUGCACAGGCGCGAGAGCGCGGGGCGGGGCGGCGGCGGCGGCGGGCUCGCGUCGCGAUGA
Molecule: messenger RNA, 612 nt
Organism: Suncus etruscus (white-toothed pygmy shrew)
Lineage: Eukaryota; Metazoa; Chordata; Mammalia; Eulipotyphla; Soricidae
Gene: CBY3
Product: chibby family member 3
Exons: 2
Coding region: 1-612 (203 amino acids)
Source: RefSeq, a predicted model, not a curated record